Messenger RNA from Cimex lectularius (bed bug), 1865 nucleotides. RefSeq names its product TWiK family of potassium channels protein 18-like. Gene Ontology annotation, biological process: potassium ion transmembrane transport; stabilization of membrane potential. Lineage: Eukaryota; Metazoa; Arthropoda; Insecta; Hemiptera; Cimicidae. The coding region runs from base 332 to 1558 and encodes 408 amino acids. Gene Ontology annotation, molecular function: potassium ion leak channel activity. Gene Ontology annotation, cellular component: membrane. The transcript is spliced from 10 exons. The record is from RefSeq and is a predicted model, not a curated record.
UGAUAAUAAACAGGAAAUUUAUCAUUUACUAUGAAGUAUUGUUUUUAUAAACUUAUAAUAGAUAGAUCUGUAUAGAAUGGAAAAAAUGGAGUUCUUUUGAUGAUACAUGAAAAAUUACAUAUGUUAAAAGGGAAAUUUAAAAAAAAAAACUUUUUAUAUGAUCAGGCAGAAACAGUAAACUUAUAUUUCAGGCGACUAUUUUUAAGGACUGUGUAAUCUUUCUGAAUUGUGAAAAGUAUGAUAGAAAAUCAAGAGGGAUCACAAUUACAAAUAGAAAAGCCAAAUUACAUCACACUUUGAAAAAGUUUCAAUUUAAAGAUGACACAUACACAUGGCACAUAAAAAAAAAAGAGUCCAUGAUGAAGUUUCCUCACAUUCUGAAGAAGAAGUACACGCACCUAAGCAUCAUCCUCAACAUCAUCAACAACAUCAUCAUCAUCAUUCAAAGAAAGCUCAAGAAGAUAUUGUUGCUGAUAUCCAACAUUAUGGCUUGGAGGUCAAUGAAAGAAUAUUCCUUUGGUUGCAUGCAAAAGUGGGCCAGCUCUCUCAAACCUGGGUGACUCACGGUAUGCUGCUUGUCGCAGUGGUGCUUUAUGCUUUUGCUGGUGCUUUCCUCUUUCGACUUUGUGAGGCCAAUGACAAACCAAUUGAAAUAAAAGACCUUUUUGAAUCAAGACCUGAACUUGUGCAAGUGAUAAUGUCUGAGCAAUCCAAAUUUACUUCAUCAGCAAACACUCCGAAAACGGUUGAAUAUUUUUUUGGUAAUGUGACCAAAGGUUUCCAGGAUUAUGAAUUGGCAAUUUCAGCUAACUAUAACCACAACAUUGUGAUGGCUCGUGGAAAGGAUGAGUUGAACUGGGAAUUCUGGAAUACCGUGUUCUUUUGCUGCACAGUUUUUACAUCAAUUGGUUAUGGUCACAUGUACCCAGUUACAACUAUAGGAAGAUUAUUGACAAUGGUCUAUGCAGUAAUUGGAAUACCACUUUUUCUUAUUGUACUCACAGACUUUGGCUUUGUACUGACAAGAGUUAUUAAAUUUCUUUGGCUAAUUUUUCGCCGUAUUUAUUACACAGGGAGCUUUAGGAAAGAAGAUGAUGAAAUAGAAAGAAGGACUUCGACAGCCUCUGACGAACUUGAAAUGGGGGUGGAGGAUGAUGAGAUAAGGAUAGAUGAUGAUGAAAAUGCUCCACUGCCUGUUACACUUUGCCUGAUGUUUUUUGCUCUUUAUAUAUUUUUAGGAUCCAUACUCUUUUUCUUGUGGGAAGAUUGGACAUUCUUUGAGGCUUUUUACUUUUUAUUUAUUUCCAUGACAACUCUUGGUUUGGGUGAUUUUGUGCCAAAGAAUCAAGAUAACAUGAUGAUUUCCGUUGUUUUCAUGGGUUUUGGCUUAUCGUUAAGUUCAAUGUGUAUUAAUGUUGUCAGGGAAAGGCUGGUUGAAUCAAUGAUAGAGGCAAGUUCAAAGAUUGGCGAGAAAUACGGAAUUGAAAUUGAAAUCGACAAAGAUCUUAUUGAGGAUCCAGGAAUGGAGAAAAAGGAAAAGAAUGACAAUGAUACUUAAGAGAGUCAGAGGAAAAAACUCAUUUUUAUUGUUUAAUAGCCUCAAAAUAAUUCAGAUAAUUUUAACUAAUGUUUUGAAACAAAUCUUAAAAACUGUCAUCGAGGUGAACAUAAAAUAUGUAAAUAACUUUUUAAACUCACUUUGCAAAAGUGAGAUGACUUACAAUAGUAAAAAUACUGAAUUUUGUUGUAAAUGUGUCCUAUAUUGGUAAAUGACAUUUGUUUUAAAUUACACUUAUACAUAAAAGUCUCUAUUGGUAUUAUUAUGGUUUCAAUAAGAAAAAAAAGUGCAAUAAAUGUUUAAAUAU